This is a messenger RNA of Didymella exigua CBS 183.55, 740 nucleotides long. RefSeq lists its product as uncharacterized. NCBI's taxonomy places the organism in Eukaryota, Fungi, Ascomycota, Dothideomycetes, Pleosporales, Didymellaceae. The record is from RefSeq and is a predicted model, not a curated record. The transcript has a single exon. Bases 114 to 602 code for a protein of 162 amino acids.
CUCGCGGAACAUGUUCCAUACAAAACCUGCCAAAAAUCAUACACUCUAUCGCGCCGCAACUUUUGUUUCUGCAUUUCUCAGCUUGCAUUGCUGCGCUUAGGGUUAUCUUAGGCAUGGAGUUCUGCUGGAACGCACAGCCACCCGCAACAAUAACUACAACGCAGCACCGCAAGCGACCGCGCGCAAGCAAGAUAACAAUCAACAACGUGCAAGAGCGCUUCUGCUAUCUCCAGCGCUAUCAGGUGCUAAUCUGCAAGGAGCACGCUACAGGCAUACAGAACGUCGAUGUGCAUCUGCGCGACCAGCACGGCGUAGCAAGCGAAGAGAGUAAAUCAAUUGUAGAGCACUGCCGGCAAUGGCAGAUCGCCGCACCGCAAGAUGUUGAGCUGCCUGCGCCGUUGGGGCCGCUGAUUGAGCAGCUAGGCGAGCCGUUAGACGUCUAUCAAUGCAGGAUCACUAGCGACUGCAGCUUCUGUACCACAAACAAGAUCAGAAUGCAGAAGCACUGCAACAACGUACACCAGAUGGCUUGGAGCAGUAAAGACGUUAGACUCUGCAAGAAGGUCAUAGCGCAGACAUUCUUCCAAACUAGUGGGCUCUAGCAAUACUUUGUUGUCAAGGUAGCAGACAAUAAUUACGCACUGUCUAUCCAAGAUGGGUAAACCAACUGUACCUAUGGUUGAUUUAGGGUUGCAAAUUUGUUAGGGACUAGGGCUACAGGUUUUGCGCGGAUAUCUUAU